Haemonchus placei is the source of this 903-nucleotide messenger RNA. NCBI's taxonomy places the organism in Eukaryota, Metazoa, Nematoda, Chromadorea, Rhabditida, Trichostrongylidae. The record is from the annotation of a GenBank genome assembly.
AUGAUAUUAAAGCAAUGUUGGAUAUUGCUGCUACUGUCGUCGUCGGUUUUGUCCAUAGAAUUGAAUAUAGAGAAUGAAACUGAGUUUUGGAGCGAUAUUUUAAGCUAUGCUGAUAGUGUCGGUGUUCGACGGUCGGUACUGGCUUCACUCCUUCAAACGAAUGCAGGCCUUGCAAGCUCGGAAGGAAGGACAGGUAUAGGUGGUACCGCUGACUCCACUUCCUGGAGUGGAACGUCGUAUAGCGAUGGAAACCACACUGAGGACCACAAAACUCAUAGUCAUGGAGUCAAAGUAGCAUCGUUCAAGUUCGAUUAUGUCAAAGAACCACUAGUACUCACCAUCUUCAUAAUAGUAAUUGGAAUCUUCAAGUUGGGAUAUCAUCAUACACACAUCGUUCAGAAAAUCAUACCGGAAUCUUGCUGUCUCAUUGUCGUCGGAGUUUUCCUAGGGCUGAUCUUCAUUGGCGACGACACGCAUGAAUCUGUGAAAUUCUUGGAAUUCAACUCGAAAACGUUCUUUUUCUUUCUCCUGCCACCAAUCAUUCUUGAGUCGGCGUAUUCGCUUCGUGAUCGAGCGUUUCUUGAAAAUUUCGGUACAAUAGUUUUGUAUGCAGUUGUGGGUACUGUAUUGAACAUUGUGUUGCUUGGUGGCAGUCUAAUUGCCCUAUCGGAUCUGGGAUUGAUGAGAGGUUUCCGGAUCGAUCCUCUCGAUUGCCUCGUUUUCGCCUCCCUGAUAGCUGCUGUCGACCCAGUUGCGGUUUUGGCGAUAUUUCAAGAAGUUGGUGUAAACAAGAUGCUAUAUUUUAUGGUCUUUGGUGAAUCUUUACUAAAUGAUGCUGUGACUGUGGUCUGCUACAAUCUAGUAAUCGAAUUCAAGGAGCUUGACUCGAUUGGUUUCAUGGAU